UAAGCAAAAUGGAAUGAAAUGGGAAAACAGUGGAGCAGUGAUUGAGGGUCUCAUCAUCGAUGUUGAACCUCCGCAGACAAUGCUUCAAGUCCAUCUCUUCUCUCCUUCACAAUCCCUCCAGGGAUGUCUCGUUUUUAAGAGAUGUUGGUCUUAAACUGAUCUCGAACAAUGUGGUUCGGCCGAGUAGAGCUACUGAAGACUGUUUUUCUUCUUCAUCUUCACCUUUCCAUCCCUUGGAUGGGUGGUCCCGGACAAUGUCCACACAUAGGGGGUCGUCAUCUAGAGGUUCGUCAUCUACAGGGAGGGGAAUGAGAAGCAAAGUAGCGAGACGGGUGGAAAAGGAGACUGGCAGAACUCAAAAAGAGGUUCGGAGGGCAAGUAAGAUCCGAAAGAAGCUGAUGACUGAAAAUGAGAGGCGCAUUUACAACCUCAAAAGGGCCAAGAGAAAAGUGGCAUUGCUACUACAGAAGCUAAAAAAAUAUGAGCUUCCAGAUCUGCCAGCUCCCCGACAUGAUCCAGAGCUAUUUACACUAGAGCAGCUUCAGGCAUUUAAGAAGAUUGGCUUCAGAAACAAAAACUACGUUCCUGUUGGUGUUCGUGGGGUUUUUGGAGGAGUUGUCCAGAAUAUGCACAUGCACUGGAAGUUUCACGAGACCGUACAAGUCUGUUGUGAUAACUUUCCUAAGGAGAAAAUCAAGGAAAUGGCAACAAUGCUUGCAAGGUUGAGUGGUGGUAUUGUGAUAAAUAUACAUAAUACAAAAACAAUUAUUAUGUUUCGUGGAAGAAAUUACCGUCAGCCUAAAAACUUGAUACCUUUCAAUACCCUUACAAAAAGGAAGGCAUUAUUCAAGGCCAGAUUUGAACAAGCUCUUGAGUCACAAAAGCUAAAUAUUAAGAAGAUAGAACAGGAGCUACGCAGAAGUGGUGUUAAUCCUGAGGAUCCAGUUGCCAUGGCCAGUAUCCAGAGAGUUGCUUCCUCAUUCUUCAAUGCAAUUGAUCAGAAGGAAGGGACUCCUUAUGUAUUCCAUGGGGAUAAGCUGUCACUAGCAGAGACUGAUAACAAAUUGAGACAUUUAGAACCUCCUGAUCAAGAUGAGCAGGAGGAGUUAGACAAGUUCAUCUCUGAGAUUGAAAAUGCAGCUGAACGCGAGUGGGCUGCUGAGGAAGCAGCAGAGAAAGAAGAGUUUACCCGAUUAAGGUAUUGGAACAAAGAAGAAUUUGGGGGGAGAUACAGAAGAUCUGAAGUACUUGAAAAUGACAGCUCUGAUGAUGAGACAAAAAGGACGAGGGAUCGGAGGGAUACACGUGGCAAGAAGAUGCCUGUUGAUAUUGAUUAUGAAGAUGACGAGGGAGAUUCGGAUUCUAAUAGUGUUGCGCAUACUAGUGUUUUUGACAGUGAUGCUGAUGAUUCAGAUGGAAUGCAAGAGAAGUUCAAGGCAUCUCCAAUUGACAGGGUAAAGCAGUAUCAGAUUGGGAGGGGAAAAAGUGAUGCACACUUUAAAAUAAGUGUUAAAGCUAAUAAUUCAAAGAUCAUGGAAGUUGAAGGUACUGAAUCAGAGAACACAUUCAGUGAUCUUGAAAGUGCAAUGUGGCACUCCGAUGAUGGGGAAGUUGAUGGUACUGAAUCAACACCAUCGAGAGCUGUGAGAUAUGAAUACCUAAGCAGCAGUGAUGACGAAGAGGAGUUGAAGUUAAAUUACUUGACGUUAGAAAAGAAGCAGCAGGUAGAUAACGCUGAUGAUUCCAAUGAAGCUCAUGACGAAUUCAAGGUAUCAAGUGGUGCAAAGGGGAAGCGUGACAGUGAAUAUCUAAAAGGAGAUGCUGAUUUUAACAUAAGAAGAAAGUCGGUUGAAGAGGACAUGGAGUCAGACGAUCUCUUUAGUGAUGAUGAAACUGCAAUGUGGGAAUCACAGGCCAUAAAAGAUUCACGGGCAUCAACUGCAGGAAAAUACAAUUAUAGGAGCAGUGAUGAAGAUGAUUAUUCAGUUAGGAGAGAAGAGAAGAGUAAAGCGGAUGAUGACAAGCGGACAAGAACACCAAAAGAGUUGGAUGAGAUUUGGGACAGUGAUUAGAUCGGUGAUUAUAGGGGCUCCAUUUGAGGCUUACAGACUAUAAGAUGGAAAGAUCAUGCUGUGUAUACUAUUCAAACUUUUUUCUUAUUCUUUAAUAAAUUACAACUUUAAUCAUAGAAGUGUUACAAUGAUGAAAUGCUAUGCCAUGAAGGUCCAUGUCCAAGUUCUGGACAACA
This is a messenger RNA of Fragaria vesca subsp. vesca, 2248 nucleotides long. RefSeq lists its product as uncharacterized. NCBI's taxonomy places the organism in Eukaryota, Viridiplantae, Streptophyta, Magnoliopsida, Rosales, Rosaceae. The transcript is spliced from 4 exons. Bases 60 to 2072 code for a protein of 670 amino acids. The record is from RefSeq and is a predicted model, not a curated record. Gene Ontology annotation, molecular function: RNA binding.